AUGGGUAGGCAAAGCCAUGAUCAUGAUCAUGACCAUGACCACGACCCUACUGUCUUUCACUCCUCCAUUGCUCUUCUACAAGAGAGGUUUCGACAGCUUCAGAGAGUAAAAGAAAUGAGAGAGGAAAGGGAGCUUCAGAAAAUGCUCAAUGAACCUAAGCAAUUCAAUUCCAAUACUACAAUGAGUUAUGAACCAACAAGGCUUCUUUCAAACCCUGAAUUGACCAAGCCAUCAAGGUCGCCACCCCAUGUUUCUCUUUCUCUUUGGCCAACAUCACAGGUCAAGCAAGAAGACUAUACAAGUGUUCAAACCCCGGUUUCAUUGAACCUAUGCCCCACAGAUUAUAAUAAUUAUGCACAUUCACAGUCCCUUCAGGUUUCAUGGAAGAACGUCUAUGAUUGUGACUCUGGCUCUGAUUCUGGUGUUGACACUUCUCUUCACCUUUGA
This is a messenger RNA of Abrus precatorius (Indian licorice), 447 nucleotides long. RefSeq lists its product as uncharacterized. The record is from RefSeq and is a predicted model, not a curated record. The transcript has a single exon. Lineage: Eukaryota; Viridiplantae; Streptophyta; Magnoliopsida; Fabales; Fabaceae. Bases 1 to 447 code for a protein of 148 amino acids.